CAGAGAGCACCAUGAAUUUAAACAACUUUGUGGUACUUCCCAGCAAGCCCAAGUCAAUGAAGUUAAAUGUCAGGAAUCUCCAGGAACUGCGUAUGGAAACAGUGCAGCUGGAUCAACAUGCCAAGGAGAUGGAGAGCAGACUGGAGGAGCUCAGACAGCAUAUGAACCAGGAGAAAGAGGAGAGGGAACCAGUCUCUGAUAUGGGUACAUUUAAAACUUUGUGUGAACAACAGCCAACUUGUGGCGUGAACGUACCCUUUGACACUUCGGAUAACGUGAGAGGAAAAGGCAUGCGAGUAUAUGUAGCCAAGGUUGAGUACUAUUUGUGUUAUGCACAUGAUGAACAGUUAAAAGAGUCGCUGCCAAUGGAGAACAUUCCUAAAGCAGAACAGAAGCAGGUAAUAGCGGAACCAGCCGCCAAGGUACAUGGCACUAACAGGAAGCUCAACCUGAGGGGAAAAGUCUGUGGACAGUGUGAAGUUCAACUGGCUGGACUGAUGUGUGCGGAAUGUGGAGAGGAUUAUUGUGUGGGCUGCUUCGUCAGAUUCCACCAGAAGGGGGCACUGAAGCGCCAUCGUAUGGUUCCCGUACAGGCAGAGCUCCAGACCCCUGUCAGCACUCGGGAUGUGUUGGGCCGCCUCCAGCAGCAGGUAAGCGGCGAGGAGAAUCAACAUACACAAGGUGCAUCCCACAAAUCCACUGAUGAAAGUGAAGCCACAGAGAAAAGAUCAGCUCCUAGGAGCCUUCAGCCCAUGUCUGAUAACCAAAUGCACCACACACAGCCUCAGGUGUUGUUCGUGAAUGACGGUGUUGACGUGGAGGAUGAGGAGGCUGCUGAGGAAGAGGACAGCUCUCUGCUGAGAGGAGGCUUUGAUGAAGAGGAGUCAGCCAGGUCCUUCCAGGAGGCUCUGAAAGAGUGGAGAGAGAGAGGACAGAGACCAGUGUCUGUGAUGGAAACACAAACAGAGAAAGGAUCCCAGCAGUUAAUUCAUGUGGAGUUCAAGGAGGACACUUUGAGCUACAUGGAGAAACUCCUCCUGAAAAAACACCGCAGCCUGCCCCUGAAGCUGCUGCUGCUUCGGGUGACGCUGCAAACAGAUGACAGGAACGUUAACAUUAUAGAAACGACAGAAAAUGAACCAGAUAAGGCUGAUAUUAUCCUACGCGGUACAGAAAAUGAGGCUGAUGUUAUCGUAGCGCUACCUGCAGAGCGAAUGGAGUUGCAUAAAUACUUUACCUCUCUCUUCAUGAUCGCUCUCGCUGAGGAUGCUGGGAAAGCAGACAGCCCUGCAGAAUCCUGUUUAAGCAUUGUAGAGUUAGAUGAGAAGAUGGCUGGAGACGCUACACUGUACAGAUCCUUUGGAGUCAAGCAGGGAAAUGAGAGCAAAAUGUUUGCAGCUGUUGGAAAUGGAGGAGAUUUUGGAUAUUCGGUUUUGCCUUUCACACCGUGCUUCUCCGAGAUGACCAAAGGAUCAGUUGGUGAAUGUAAUUCUGACAUAAAGAUCAACUCUUCUCCUGAGAUGUGGCCACCGUCUCAAGAGGCUGAACAAUCUUCGUCAUCAUUGCCAAGAUCAGAAAGCUUUUCUCCACUUCAGACGAGGCUUCAGAGAUCACAGCACCUGUCGACUGCCUCAGAAUCCUUUCUGUCAAAUUCACGAAUAGGAGGCCAGAAAGUGGAACUCAGUGACUCUCCAAAACCAAGCCCACGGACAAGAUCUUCUGCAGCACAACAGGACAAAUCCUCAGAGCUUCUGCCGACAUCAUCUCCUUCACUCCCAAAAACCAAAUUAAAUCAAACUCUCCCAGGCUUUGAGGACCAUAUUUCCACUGGCAGCCUCUCUCCUGGUGGAAUACCAUCUGUUCGGUCUUCUCGAUGUCAUUCUCCUGCUUUUCUCAUCUCUAAACAAAGUCCUAAACCUCCAGAUUCUCCGUCCCCAAGGUCUAGAUCAGUGUCUUCUCCAGUAAACCCAGUCCAAUCCAGACCUGCUCAUUCAACACCUGUUUCUGAACCGAAAUUAGCUCAGCUGUCUCCAGAACGUGCCAUCACUUCCCCAAGCGCUGCAGUUCCUUCAUUAAAGCUGUCACUUAGAGAAUCAUCACAGUCUGGAUUAGUCUCAGAUAGAAGUAUAUCUACUAUGCCUAUCUAUGACUCCUUCAGUUCCUCUAUGCCGAGGGUCGAAUCUUCUCAUAGUGAGGGUCAUCGUUCACCUCCGGCCUCUAAAUGGUUAAAAGGCUCACGGAGGUCACCCAAAACCACAAUGUUCUCCUUACAGCUAAACAUGUCAGAUUCAGAAGAGGAAAUGACAGGUGAAGAUGCUUGCCUGGUGCCCAGUGAAGAAGACUCAUCUGAUGAAGAACUGAGACGAAUCACAGAUGCAGAAGAACAAAAGAAUGGCUUUCCCUCUUCGCGCCCCACCACGACCCCUCCGGCAGAGCCUCAUUUCACUUUCACAAACCUCUCAAAGUCAGAAAACGACAACACAGAACCAGACCUUUUUACAGGAUCUUCUCAGGCCAUUCAUUCUGUAGCCCAGCGACAGGACAUCCAGCCGGGGCAGUACCAAGACCUAGAGGGGAUCCUGACUUUGGGACUGGACCCCGGAGUCCUGCAGCCCAGCCCAGCUCCAGCGCAAAGCUCUAGAGAAGAACAGAACCACACAGGGAGUUCACUAGUCAAUCAGCUUGGAGCCUGCCAUUUUGAGGAAGCUCCUGACAUUUUCGUGCGUAGUACACCUGAGACUGCCAUUCAUUCUGUAGCCCAGCGACAGGACAUCCAGCCGGGGCAGUACCAAGACCUAGAGGGGAUCCUGACUUUGGGACUGGACCCCGGAGUCCUGCAGCCCAGCCCAGCUCCAGCGCAAAGCUCUAGAGAAGAGCAGAACCACACAGGGAGUUCACUAGGCACCAUAAGCAGAUGUUCUCCCAUCUCUUCUCGGCCCCUGAGUGCCGGGACUCGUCGGCCACUGUCUCGUGCUGCUGAGGAGAUCAUGGAGGUCCAGAGUGUGGAGCAGCUCGAUCUCCAGGACUCUGAUGAGGAUGAGGAGGAUUGCCUGGCUCUGGCCUGCCUUGAGGAAGAGUUCAGACAUAUGAGCACUACACCAUUAGACGAGGGUGAGGAUUCAAUUUGUCGGGACUGCAAUUACACAAAUGAAGGAUUUUGA
This is a messenger RNA of Sinocyclocheilus rhinocerous, 3161 nucleotides long. RefSeq names its product zinc finger B-box domain-containing protein 1-like. Bases 12 to 3161 code for a protein of 1049 amino acids. Gene Ontology annotation, molecular function: zinc ion binding. NCBI's taxonomy places the organism in Eukaryota, Metazoa, Chordata, Actinopteri, Cypriniformes, Cyprinidae. The record is from RefSeq and is a predicted model, not a curated record. The transcript has 18 exons.